CCGGAACCUAAGGGAAGCUGCUUCGGUAUUGUUUUGCAAAUUCUAAUUCUUUUCCCAAAUUACAUUUGCAUUUAUUAAUUUAGCAGAUUCGCUCUGUGUUCUGCUGUAUCGGUUCUCGACCUUCCCGUUCGCUUUGUUCCGCCUUUCCAGAAAAAGUAGAAAUCUAUUUACAGAGAGAUGAUAAAACUCUUCAAGAAUGGAAACGGAUUUGCGGCGGUUUGAUAGUUGAUGGUAGCAUUGUUGGGAAUGAAACUAAAUCUCAUUACCAUUUUUCUUUGUGGAACUCAGUAGUGGCAGAAGUAAGAUUUUAAGAAGACAGAAAAAGGGUUAUUGGAAACUUUCAUUGAUGCAAAUUGGUGGAUUAUAUGUGGAGCUUUAUUCAUUUUCAGUUUAUUUGGCGGGUCUUUACGCAGCACUUUCAACUAUAUUGAGUAAUUCAGAGUAGAGGCAUUUUUUAUUUGAGCAAAAGGUGCUAUUUAAAAUUGAUACCAAUGGAUAAAUAUGCGAUGGUUGAUGGUCUAGAGUUAGAGGUGUAUGAUGUUCCGUGUGAAAAUCUUACAGAAAAUGACGUCAGUGAUGAAGAGAUUGGAGAAGAUGACCUGUCAAGACGAAUGUGGAAGGACAAAAUUAAGCUAAAACGGAUUAGAGAGCGCCAAAAGCUUGCUGAACUUCAAGCUUCUCAGAAGCCGAAAGCCAAACAGCCCUCUGACCAGGCUCUUAGGAAAAAAAUGGCCCGGGCCCAAGAUGGGAUUCUCAAGUAUAUGCUGAAGUUAGUGGAAGUAUGCAACGCUCGGGGUUUUGUCUACGGUAUAGUUCCUGACAAGGGAAAACCAGUAAGCGGUUCCUCAGAUAAUUUAAGAGCUUGGUGGAAAGAAAAGGUAAAGUUUGAUAAGAAUGGGCCUUCAGCUAUAACCUUAUAUGAUGAAGAGAUCUCUGCUACUGGGAACAAGGAAAAUAAAAGAAAGAACUGCCAUAGCCUUAUGGAUCUUCAAGAUGCUACCUUGGGAUCUCUCUUAUCUUCAUUGAUGCAACAUUGUGAUCCACCACAGCGGAAAUAUCCACUAGAAAAGGGCCAUCCACCCCCUUGGUGGCCUUCAGGUAAUGAAGACUGGUGGAUACAUUUGGGUUUACCAAAAGGCCAGGUCCCCCCUUAUAAGAAGCCUCAUGAUUUAAAAAAGGUGUGGAAAGUUGGAGUUCUUACUGGUGUUAUCAAGCACAUGUCUCCAAAUAUUGACAAAGUUAGAACUCAUAUCAGGAAAUCAAAGUGCUUGCAGGAUAAGAUGAGUGCGAAGGAGAGUGCGAUAUGGUUAGGGGUGUUGAGUAGGGAGGAAAUGAUCACUCAGCAACUCAGCGGCGAUAACAUAAUGUCUGACAUAACUGAAAAUCAGCAGAGCUUUCAGGAGGAAAGGCACGGGGAGGAUACCAAUAGUAGUAAUGAAUAUGAUGUUAUUGAAUUUUGUGAUGCACCUGGUUCUGCAUCUUCAGCAGAUGUUGGAAAAGCUCAGCUGGUGGAGGAUCAACCUUCCCUUGCAACCAUUCCUUCAACUACUAUGGAGCUUGAAUGGCGGCAACCAGAAAAUUUGUCUGAUGUUGCUCAAAAUAAAGAGCAAGUUAAUGAACGGCAUGAACGGCAGAGGCGCAAAAGGCCUCGCCUAGAUUCAAAUACUUCCGGUCAGUUUUCUGGCGAGCAUCAGAAUAGAAAUGUAGUCUUGGAAGCAGAAAAUGAUAUUUCUGUAAUGAAUUCAGUGGAGCUUCCCUCAACGAAAUAUCAACCAAACAGUGUAAUAGAUGUUCAUAGUACAGACGGAUUGUUUACAACUCAAGCAAAUCAAAUCGAAAACCAAUACCUAUUAUCUCAAUCUAUGACUAACAGAUUGUUUUGUCCCGCUCCUUUAAAUGUUUGUGUGCAAAACAUGUUUGUUGCUGGGCAGCCAUUACUGUAUCCAAGAAGACAAUAUGAAGAAUUCACUGCACCUUUAGUGGACCAUCAUGCCAAUCCCAUGAAUGUUUCAUUUCCUACUAGUAAUCCUGUUAAUGGGGAUUCAUUGCCACUGAAUGGAAGCUCAAACUCAGUUCCCAGAGACAUGAAUCCUUUCAUAGAGCAGGCUUAUCCCAUCGAUCCAGAUAAAUUCAUAGGUGGUCAAUUUGAUAGUUCUGUGGAGUUGCCUCUGGAUCCCUUUGCUCUUUCUAGUCCACUUAUUGACAUCGAUAAUUUCCAGAUAGAUGAUGAAGCCUUAAUGGAAUACUUGGGAGCAUAAGUGAGUUCAAUCAAUGCCAUCCUAUUUUUUUCUGCACCAAAUUUCCUUAUAUAUUUAAUUUCUGUUUUGUGGCGUUCGGUUCACAGAAAAUGUAGGCUUCGUUUGAGAUGGCUUUUUUACUGCUUCUUGUAGCAGCUUUGUAGUACAUAACAUUUAAUUUUUAUAGUAAAAAUUUGCUUUGAAAAACAGUAAAAAAGCCGUCCCAAACAAAAUAUUAGUCAGCAAGUUGUAUUAAUUGUAUCAAGGAGAUUUUCAUUCAGACUGACUGGGUGUUGCUUUCUGGUAAGAUAAUCAAAUUGUUAUCUGCUAAUCAAAAUGCUGCAAAAGGAUUCUUUAUUGUGAUGAGAAUCCCAUUUGUACAGUUAGGUCUCUGACUUUCUUAUGAGGCAGCAAGGAAAGGUUUGUUACAUUAUUGUAAAAGAAUUUGCUCCCAUCUUUUCACUGGUAAUGAACUAAAACAAAGUUGUUAUCCACUGCUUUAUAUGAAGAAAGGAAAUGAUUAAUGG
Messenger RNA from Dendrobium catenatum, 2764 nucleotides. Its product is annotated as ETHYLENE INSENSITIVE 3-like 3 protein. The transcript is spliced from 2 exons. Gene Ontology annotation, cellular component: nucleus. Bases 492 to 2258 code for a protein of 588 amino acids. Gene Ontology annotation, molecular function: DNA binding; DNA-binding transcription factor activity. NCBI's taxonomy places the organism in Eukaryota, Viridiplantae, Streptophyta, Magnoliopsida, Asparagales, Orchidaceae. The record is from RefSeq and is a predicted model, not a curated record.